AUGCCGACUCCUAUAGCCAUAGUUGGUAUAUCUGCCGAAUUGCCUAGUGGAGUUCACACAGACAGUAAUCUUAAUCAUCACGAGUUUUUUGACUUCCUGCUCAAUGGGAAGGAAUCCUACGAGCGCAUGCCGCACGGCAGGUUCAAUAUUGAGGCGUGGAAGGGCAGCAAUCGCGGAGAAAUAUGGGUGGACACAGGGUCAUUUCUCAAGGGAAUAGACUUAUUCGACAAUGUCGAAUUUGGCAUCUCUGCGAGAGACGCCCGCACUAUGUCACCAGCUACACGAAAGCUCAUUGAACAUUGUUUCUUGGCGCUGGUGGACUCAGGCAUCGAUUACCGCAGCAGGAACGUCGGUUGUUUCACCUCCGGAACGAACCUAGAGUUGACGAAUGUCGCUGGUCCAGACGAAUACGACUGUGAAGGCUCAUUCGCGGGAUAUCCCUCGAUGGUGUCUAAUCGUGUCUCGACUCAUCUUGACCUAUUGGGUCCAUCAGUCCCCACCGAUACGGCAUGCAGUUCAUCCAUGACGGCACUGCACCUCGCAGUUCAGUCACUGUAUAGCGGUGAUUGUGAUGCUGCUGUAGUGGGCGGAUGCCAACUGAACCAUCGGCAACUCGUGGUUAGUUUCGUCGACUGGUUCACGUAUAGCCAGGCAUCCUUGUUAGCCCCCGAUGGCAAAUGCAAGCCGUUUGACUCGUCAGCAGAUGGAUUUUCCAGAGCAGAAGCCUGUGUAGCGAUUGUACUUAAGCCGCUGCAGCAGGCUUUGUUAGACGAGGACCCUAUCUAUGCAACGAUUCUCGGUACAGCAAUCAACUCAUGCGGUGGUAGCGCUCCAUCUGGGGCACCCGUUGCGGAGGCGCAGCGAGACGCUAUGCGAAAGGCAUUUAGGCUAUCAGGUAGAAGCCCUCGCGAAGUUGACUUUGUGGAGUUGCAUGCGACAGGGACAGCGAAGGGAGAUCCCACGGAAGCCAAUUGGGCUGGAGAGGAGUUCCAGAGAGAUGACGAAAUCCUCAUUGGCAGUGUAAAGGGAAAUAUCGGGCACACAGAAAUUGUAGCUUUUCUGGCGUCACUGUCGAAAGUCGUAUCCAUAUUCCAAUCCCGCCUUAUUCCCCCGAACAUCAACAUACGGUCGCUCAACCCUGCAAUUCGGUGGAGAGAGUACCGGCUCUGUGUACCCCAAUGCCCCAUUGCAUUGCCUUGUCAUUCAGAGCGCCUUCCUCUGAUCGCUAUGUCAAGCUCUGGGAUCGGUGGCUCCAAUGGCCACGCGGUUCUGGAAGGGCCGCCGGUUCGAGCAUCCCACAAUACGCACACCUCGCCUGAGGCUGACCUGCCAAAGCUCCUCAUCUCCGGCGGGCUUUCCUCUCGCAGCGUCAGCGUGGUUGCGGAGUCCAUCGCAGAUGUGGCGUCCAGUGGCGCUUGUAGUUUAUCUACACUGUCCACUGUGCUUGGACGUCGCUCCCGUUCUAUGACCUGGCGCUCGUUUGCGAUCACUGACCUGGGUCGUCCCACGUUCUCGCCACCACAGCUUUGUCCUCGUGAAGCACGCCCCAUCGUCUUCGUAUUCUCGGGGCAGGGUCCCCAGCAUCAGCACAUGGGUCGGCAGCUAUUCGAGAAUUUCCCCAUCUUCCGCGAUAGCAUACUGGAGAUGGAUAAGACCUACGAGGCAUUGACUGGCAGCUCGAUGCUACGUGAUCACGGCUUGUUUGAGGGCUACUCACCCAACGGGAACUUCAAGGACGUCUGGCCAAUAUCGCUCAUUCUGCCAUCCAUUGCGAUGUUCCAAAUAGCGCUCUUCGAUCUCUUGACCAGCUUCGGCGUCAAGCCAGACAUAGUCAUUGGCCAUUCGGCUGGCGAGACCGCCAUGCUCUACGCAUCUGGUGCAGCGCCAAGGUCGAUGGCAUUCGAGCUGGCCGUCAUUCGCGGACGUGCGUUCACACCUCUUGAAGCACUUGGUGGUGGUAUGGCGGCCAUAUCAUGCGGGGAGGAAGACGCAGAGGAAAUCAUUGCCAGCGUACGCUCAGAACUCCCGGACAACAUCCUCGAGAUCGCCUGUUUCAAUUCACCCUCUGCCAUCGCGAUCGCGGGCCACGACAUCGCGAUCACACGGGCGCUGGAGGUCUGUCAGACUCGGGGGGUGUUCGGUCGCAAGAUACGCACGAGCGUGCCCAUGCACUCGUCCAUGAUGGAGCAGUGUCGAGAGGACUACUGCAGAGAGCUCCGAGCACUGUUUGAGCGGUACCCUGGCCAGCACGUCCCACAGAUCCCGACGUACUCAACAUUGACGGGAGAGAGGUUGUCCGACUCGAUCGACGCCGACUACUUCUGGAGGAAUACGCGAUCGCCCGUACGGUUCACGCAAGCGAUGGAAAGGCUUACCGCGUCGCA
This is a messenger RNA of Postia placenta MAD-698-R-SB12, 2384 nucleotides long. RefSeq lists its product as hypothetical. Lineage: Eukaryota; Fungi; Basidiomycota; Agaricomycetes; Polyporales; Adustoporiaceae. Gene Ontology annotation, biological process: fatty acid biosynthetic process. The annotation marks the transcript as partial. The record is from RefSeq and is a predicted model, not a curated record. The transcript is spliced from 10 exons. Gene Ontology annotation, molecular function: fatty acid synthase activity; 3-oxoacyl-[acyl-carrier-protein] synthase activity.